UCACUGAUGGGCAGAGCAGCAGAUGCGUCCAACCCUCCUGUCGGAUGUCCGAAGCGGGACGCGCUGGUGCGUUCAUCCACAUGGCUUCAUAGAGGAAGAGGAGGCUGCGGGAGCGCAACGCACGGAUUGAUCCUAAACUAUUAACCUGCUCUUUCCUGCUAUAGGAAGCUUUGGAUUUCUUUCAGAAGAGGUUGAUGCUUCGAUCUGAGGGUUUUAAAUCCGCCGACAGACGGCGAGCUGCGACUAAAUGAGGGUGCUGGAGUAAAACAGUAACAGCCCCCCCUGGUGGUGUGGAGGAAUGAGGGCCUCUGGAUGAAGGCCAUGGAGCUGAAAGUCUGGGUGGACGGAGUCCAGCGCAUCGUAUGUGGUGUCAGUGAGUUCACCACCUGCCAGGAAGUGGUCAUCGCUUUGGCACAAGCAAUUGGACGGACUGGCAGAUACACUUUGAUUGAGAAAUGGCGAGACACAGAGCGCCACCUGGCUCCACAUGAAAACCCUGUGGUGUCCCUCAACAAGUGGGGUCAAUAUGCCAGCGACGUGCAGCUCAUCCUCCAGCGAACUGGCCCCUCCAUCAGCGAGCGGCCGACCUCAGACGGGUUGGCUCGGGUCCCAGAAAGGGGGCUCUACCGACAGAGCCUCCCGCCUUUGGCCAAGCUCCGGCCUACAGGGACGGAGCGCUCCAUCAAACGUAGGGAACCCAAACGCAAGUCUCUGACCUUUACCGGGGGAGCCAGGGGCCUGCGGGAAAUAUUUGGAAAAAGUAAAGAUACUGAAGGCAAACAGCCUCAGCAUCGUGGUGUUAGCCUGAACCUGAGCAGAGUUGGCGGCGGUGGAACUGCACCUGUACCUGGGAGCCCAGCCAGGGAGCUCAGCCGGCUGGUGCAGCUGCAGAGAGACAAACUGCAGGCCCUGGAGGGCCGUCUGCUGGGCUGUGAGGCUGAGCUGCGAGACUGGGAGGAAGCCAGUGAUCAGGAAGGAAACCUGGAGGAUGAACUUCAGCUUCUGGAACAGCAGGCAAGGAGGAACGAUGCGGAGAUGCAGGAGGAGGAGUUUUGGCAGAACGAGCUCCACAUUGAGCAGGAGAGCGAGCGGAAGCUGAGGCAACAGCUCGCCGAGCUGCAGGGCCGCGUGCACGACAGCGAAGCUAAGUUAUCAGAGUAUUUAGCACGCAUUCAGAGUAUGGAGACAGGCCUGGAGAAGGAGCGACUGCAGCAGGAGGCUGAGCUCAACUUGAAGGUCAAGGAGGAGGAGGUGCAGGUCCAGCUGGAUAAAGUGAGGGCAGAGCUCGAAGUGCAGAGCCAACAGACGGCACGGCUGGAAAGCAGCUGCAAGGCGUUGGAACGAUUGCUCUGCCAGUCGGGUAAAAGACUCCAGGAGAAAGAGCUGGAGCUUGAGCAGCUAACAAAAGAGCUGCGACAAGUGAAUCUGCAGCAGUUCAUCCAGCAGACUGGCACCAAGGUCACGGUGCUGCCUGCUCAACCCACAGGAGAGAACAACAAUGAUCUGGAGUGCGGCUCUCUGAAGCGACUCGGCUCCUCACGACUAUUACCAAGCGAUCUUCGCGCCCUGCAGAGCAGGGUCUCCUCCAGCCUAAACCCUGAAGGCAUCUACGUCUGACUCCCUACACUCGAUGCAGCUGGGUGGCUUGACGCUUCUACAGCUGGGUAUAAACACAGGAGUUUGAGAAUCCUUUUCAGGAAAAGCAACUUUUACUUCUCCAAACCAGGAUUGGGACAUAAACUGAUGUCAUCAUCUGUUUGCACACUAACAAACAGUGAGUUUUCCUCCUAUGCUGGUGCAUAGUGAGGUUAAAAAAAUAAAAAAAACAGUUCUGAACCUACAGACUUUUCACUAGCGGACUGUUUCA
Messenger RNA from Cyprinodon tularosa, 1867 nucleotides. RefSeq names its product Ras association domain family member 8b (gene rassf8b). The coding region runs from base 313 to 1617 and encodes 434 amino acids. Gene Ontology annotation, biological process: signal transduction. Lineage: Eukaryota; Metazoa; Chordata; Actinopteri; Cyprinodontiformes; Cyprinodontidae. The transcript is spliced from 9 exons. The record is from RefSeq and is a predicted model, not a curated record.